Messenger RNA from Penicillium riverlandense, 1395 nucleotides. RefSeq lists its product as uncharacterized. Gene Ontology annotation, biological process: secondary metabolite biosynthetic process. NCBI's taxonomy places the organism in Eukaryota, Fungi, Ascomycota, Eurotiomycetes, Eurotiales, Aspergillaceae. The record is from RefSeq and is a predicted model, not a curated record. Gene Ontology annotation, molecular function: FAD binding; monooxygenase activity. The coding region runs from base 1 to 1395 and encodes 464 amino acids. The transcript is spliced from 7 exons.
AUGGCAAAUAAAGAUCAAGGCGAUACACUCAGUUUGGGUCUGAAAGCUCCCACACACCCAAGCAACUGCUUGGCCUUUUUGAAUCCCCCAGCUGAGACCCCAGUCCAAAUGGCCCGGUUGCGCAUGCGCAUCGUCGUCGUCGGCGCUGGUCUAGGGGGACUUGCAACUGCGAUUGCGCUCGCCAGCUCCGGCCACACAGUUACUGUGUACGAACAGGCGCCUGAGCUAGGAGAAGUUGGCGCGGGCAUUCAAAUCCCGUCUAAUUCAACGAAGCUGCUCAAGAAGUUCGGACUCGACCCUUACUUAAAAGACUACAUCACCGAGCCAGAGGCGAUGGCGUUCCGACGCUGGCAAACGGGCCAAGUAAUCGGGUUGACUCGUCUGAUCCCCGAGUUUCGAGCCACGUUCGGCGCGCCCUACUAUGUCAUUCACCGGGCGAAUCUUCACUCGGCCUUGCAUCGGCGAGCAGUUGAUCUGGGAGUGACAGUUAAAUUGGCCUCGCGGGUAGUCAGCUACGAAACUCAAGGCCCAAACAUCGAGCUUUCGGAUGGGUCCUUUGUGUCGGCGGACCUUGUUGUCGCAGCAGAUGGAGUCAAGUCGAUCGCUCGAGGGUUCAUCCAUGAAAGUGGCAAUCAACCCCCCGAGCGGACGGGCUUUGCAGCCUAUCGAGCUACGGUGGAUGUAGCACGCAUAAAGGCAGACCCAGAUCUCGCGUGGCUGCUAGAAAAGACUUCUUUGAAUCUCUGGGUCGGCGACCAGCGACAUGUCAUGACAUACACCAUUGGAGGAGGCAAGUCCUUUAAUAUGGUCCUCUCGCAUCCUGACCAUACCGACCCAUCAACGUGGGACCAGACAACAGCUCUGAGCGAUAUGCGGAGAGAGUUCCAAGGAUGGGAUGCACGUCUGCAAAAAAUCAUCAGUUUCAUCGAAAAAACACUCAAAUGGCCGUUGAUGAGCUGUGCACCUAUGACCCGGUGGACGAAGAACAAAACCGUAAUCCUCGGAGACGCAGCACAUGCAAUGCUGCCCUACAUGUCCCAAGGCGCAGCAAUGGCCGUUGAAGAUGGAGUGGCUCUCGCUCGAUCUCUGUCUAAGGUUAGCAGUAUUGCGGAAAUUCCGAAGGCCCUCGCCGUCUUCGAACAAGUCCGCAUCGAACGAUCUGGCAUGAUGCAGGAGGCGAGUCUUCUAAAUGGAAAGCUGUGGCAUUUUCCCGAUGGACCUCUUCAGCAGGCUCGGGAUGAGGCUAUGCGUCCGGAGACAUUGGGAAUACCUUUUAGUCACAGUCCUAAUCAGUGGAGUGAUCCGGCUACGCAGAUGUGGUGUUAUGGGUAUGAUACUGAGACGGAGAUUGAUAAGGCGUGGGCCUGUUCUUUGGCUGUAAAAAGUGUCCUUUAG